AUGGAUAAUCCUUAUAGAGAUAUAAAGGACAUUAAACUCAUUUGUUAUCUCAUUCGAGACUUUGAAGAAAUUUUUGAAUGUUUCAAUCUCGCUGAGAAAUUUGAUAUUAAAAUUAACUCUAGUGAUUAUGUUGAUUCUCUUAAAGAUAAAAUCUAUGAAGUCAUUAAGCAGAAAAAUAAUAUUUUCUUUGAUAUUAAGGCUGAUGACUUAAUAGUCAUUAGAAGUCUAGGUACUUGUGGCUUUUUCAAGAUAGAAAUAGAAAAAAAUGAACAUAUUGUUGAUCUUAAGGAGAUCAUUAUGAAAAAAUAUUAUAAGUCCUUUUCGGAUAAUAAUUUCUAUGAGGCCAGUGCUGUUAGGAUAAUAUUAAAUGGUGAGGAGGAGCAAUAUGAAUCGGAAAAGAUUGAAAAUACGUUUGGAAACCCACCUAAAAACUAUUACAAUUUGUCAUUAAAGAGAGGCCUUGAUAGAUCAUUUAAAUUACAUGAAAUUUCUGAUUUUCAUAUAAACAACGUAAACAAUGAGAAUGCAGGUGAAAAUGGACCUGAAUAUAGAAACGAGGAUGAAGGAGAUUCCUCACCAACUGAAUUUAAAUUUGUGGGAAAUUUAAAAAAUAUUCACAAAUACAUUGAUAUGGAUGAAUCUGAUUAUAAUAAUGUAAUUGAUAGCGGGUGGAAAAUACUCACUGUGGAAAUAGAGCCUUUUAUUAUGAGUACAGAACUCGAUGAGAAUAUAAGGAAUAUUGAAUGUAUAACAAAGGAAAAAGUAGCUAGUGUUGAAGCGCAUCCAUCUGGUCGAGCACAGUCAUUCACAGCAGACGCUUGUGCAGGGGAAUCUCCCACAGAUAUACAAGCGAAUGUAAUACGCGAGAUAAGGCCAAGACCAUUACCAACACCUCUCAUGGACAAUAAAGAUGGAAUGAAGGAAUAUUUAAUUAAUUUUAUUAAGGUAUCAUUGGUGUUAAAGCCCGUAUUGCGAGCAGAUUUCGUGAAUAUGUGGACAAAAGUUAUACAAAACAAGAAUUAA
Molecule: messenger RNA, 1023 nt
Organism: Funneliformis geosporum
Lineage: Eukaryota; Fungi; Glomeromycota; Glomeromycetes; Glomerales; Glomeraceae
Source: the annotation of a GenBank genome assembly